ACCUUCUUCUCCUCUUUAUAAAAUGUGCCCCCAACCCUUCAACUUCCCUUGUCCUCACCCCAUCAGACUCUCAGUUGCCUAAGCUCCACAUCUCUUUCCUCCAUUGAUAAUGUUUAGAGUUAUACUAAACCUAUUUCUCUUAUCCCUUUUGUUUCAGUUUCGAUCUAACAAUGCUUCUUCCCCUACAGCACAAACUCUUGAGCUUCAACACCCAAACUACUUCAACCCAAAGCUGCCCCCUAAGACACUGUCUUCCUCUAAAAAGUUCGAGGGAUCUUCAGACCUGGUAAACCUCCGUUACCAUAUGGGUCCAGUUCUCUCUUCUCCGAUCAAUAUCUACCUCAUUUGGUAUGGUAAGUGGGCCCCAUCUCAGCAACUCCUCAUUAAAGACUUCCUUCUCUCAGUUUCCACCUUCAACCACCGUGCUGCUCCGUCACCUUCCGUCGCGGAGUGGUGGAGCACUGUGUCAUUGUACACUGACCAAACCGGAGCUAACAUCUCCCGCUCCGUACUCAUCGCCGGAGAAUACUCUGACUAUAAGUAUUCUCAGGGGAAAAACCUUAAUCGUCUCUCCAUUCAAGACGUCAUUGCCGAAGCCGUCCGAUCGAAGCCGUUCACCGUAGAUCAUAAGAAAGGGAUCUAUCUCGUGUUAACUUCAGUCGACGUUACUAUGCAAGACUUUUGUCGAGCAGUUUGUGGGUUUCACUACUUCACCUUCGCAUCGAAAGUCGGUUACACGCUGCCGUACGCUUGGGUCGGCAACUCCGGGAAGCAAUGUCCCGAAGUUUGUGCGUAUCCAUUUGCGGUGCCGGGGUACAUGGGAGGAGGUGGGCCCGGGGCAUUGAAAUCACCAAAUGGAGACGUCGGAGUUGACGGAAUGAUAAGCGUGAUAGGUCACGAACUAGCUGAACUAUCAUCAAAUCCGUUAGUGAAUGCGUGGUAUGCAGGGGAAGAUCCGGUUGCGCCGACGGAGAUUGGAGAUUUGUGUGAGGGGUUGUAUGGGACAGGGGGUGGGGGUGGGUACAUUGGACAGGUAAUGAAGGAUAGAGAUGGCCGGACUUUUAAUUUGAACGGACGGAGAGGGAGGAAGUUUUUGGUUCAGUGGAUUUGGAGCCCUGUUCUCAAAGCUUGUGCUGGUCCAAACGCCAUGGAUUAGUGAGCACAAGAAUCUGUAGAUAUUUAGCUAAACUCCAUGAAGUUUGAAAAAUAAAACAAAAAUGGAGGAAAAAAAAGAAAGAUGCUCCAAUCUCAUAGUA
Messenger RNA from Nicotiana attenuata, 1256 nucleotides. RefSeq names its product protein EXORDIUM-like 5. The record is from RefSeq and is a predicted model, not a curated record. The transcript has a single exon. Lineage: Eukaryota; Viridiplantae; Streptophyta; Magnoliopsida; Solanales; Solanaceae. The coding region runs from base 110 to 1156 and encodes 348 amino acids.